Molecule: messenger RNA, 3343 nt
Organism: Sardina pilchardus (European sardine)
Lineage: Eukaryota; Metazoa; Chordata; Actinopteri; Clupeiformes; Clupeidae
Gene: prkag2a
Product: protein kinase, AMP-activated, gamma 2 non-catalytic subunit a
Exons: 14
Coding region: 1744-3240 (498 amino acids)
Biological process (GO): regulation of catalytic activity; protein phosphorylation
Cellular component (GO): cytoplasm; nucleus; nucleotide-activated protein kinase complex
Molecular function (GO): AMP binding; protein kinase binding; protein kinase regulator activity
Source: RefSeq, a predicted model, not a curated record
GUAGAUAUGAAGGGGGCAUACCAGCAGAAGUAAUGCAUGUAGAAUGUGGGUGUGAUGGGUGUUAAAGGAAGUGUGCAUAUCCUAUGGGGUGUUGCUAUGUGACUGGAAGUGGUGCCUCUCUCUCUGUGUGUGUGUGUGUGUGUGUGUGUGUGUGCAUUGUAUGCAUUAUAGGAAUAGCCAAGUAAACCUUUAGUCAUUUCUUUCAAUAAGCCUCUCUGUCGUUAAACUGCCUGACUAUGCUUGCGAUUAACAUUUACAGCCCAUGUGACAUUCACACGAAAAAUAAACACACACAAACACAUGUGUACAUGCGCGCACGCACACACACACACACACACACACACACACACACACACACACACACACACAAGCAAUGUGAGUGGUGAGCGGACAAGUGGAGUGUGAGAGAGUGGAGUAGUGUAGAGGGAGGGAGCAGGGGUGACUCACGCAGCCAAUCAGUGCUGAGUCCCAGCGCACAGGGGCUGGUUUCCUUUUACAGUCUCUCAGCAACGCAGGCUAUUUUAAAGAGACACCACACUUCACACACAUGCACACAGCAGCAGCACCCACCCACCCUCACACACACACACACACACGCACACACACACACACACAUACACACAACCAUGCGCUCACACACAUGCACACACAGCUGAACCUGACAGGGACAACAUAUGGGCUGCCUCUGUAUCUGAACGGUGAGGGUGGAGGAGAUCGAGAGACCGAGAGAGAGUGAGAGAAAAAGAAAGAAAGAAAGAAAGAAAGAAAGAAAAAAGAAAGAAAGGAAGAGAGAAAGAAAGAAAAAGAAUAAAGAAGGAAAGAAGAGAGAAGACUUGAAUGUGAGAAGGUGGCUCGGAGAGAGACAAGGCAUAACUUGCACUGGACUGGGCGGAUGCGAGUGUUUGGUGAUGUGGACGCGACUGUCCUGACGUCCCUGGAAAAGGAGCAUCUGACUCUCUGGCUGCGUUGGCACCCACGUGGAGCUUAGCCGGCACUUUCUAUCCUGUCCUGGCCACCUGUCCACUUAGUCCCCGGAUCAGCCGCUUAGUCCUCCACUGGAGCAGGACGAGACCGACUGCACUGACCUGAGGUCUGCCACAUCUGAGCAGAGACUGAGAGGGAGAGAGAGAGAGAGAGAGAGAGAGAGAAACAGAGAGAGAGAGAGAGAAACAGAAAGAGGGAGAGAGACAGACAGAGAUACUGAGUGAAAGAGAGAGACAGAGAGAGAAACAGAGAGAGAGAUCAAGUCAGAGAGUGAGAGAGACAGAGAGAGAGAGGGACAGAGAGAGAGAGAGAAAGCGAGUAAUAGAGAGAGAGAGAGACAGAGAGAGAUACCAAGUCAGAGAGAGAACCAGAGAGUGAGAGGGUGUGUGUGUGUGUGUGUGUAUGUGUAUACUUCCUACAAAUGCUUCGGAGAGUCAAAUGCUCUCUCUCUGUCAGUAAACCUAAUUUGAAUUGGAUUUGAAUUGAACUGCUGAAGACAGAGAGAGGGGGGGAGAACAAGAGCUGGAACAAGACACAAGAACUACCACACACAGCACACAGAGCAGACGACCCAGAGAGCCAGAGACAAGGGGGAAAAGGGAAAGUGAGACCCAGUGAGUCCCAGCGCUCAGUCUCCGGUAAAUUCCGUUGGAUUAGUUUUUUCUUCUCCGGUACCCUCGGCGCCCUCUUUAUUCCCGGCGGGUCCGGAAUGCUUUUCUCCGCCGGCACGGUCAGCCGCCCACGGUCCCUCGGAGCGCCAUGAAGCGCUUCAGCAGCCUGCGGGGCAACAAGAAGCGCAAGGAGCAGGAUGGGCGCACCGGGCGCCGCCAGUCCGAGCCGCACGGCCUCCUGGGCACCACCGGGCGACGGGCAUCGCAGCCCAGCGUGCCGUCCUCGCUGUCCUUCUGCAACCCGCGCGCAGCCUCGGGAAUGUCCUCUCCGCCCACCAGCCCGCCCGCUCAGGUGACCAAGCCCCUGUCCUUACCUGUGGACGCGUACCGCAGCGAGAGGUCGGACGAGCGCCUGGACAGAGCCCAGCGGCUCCAACACCAUCACCAUCCUCCUCCUCAUCAUCCUCCUCAUCAUCAUCAUCAGCAGGAGCGUGAGCGGCCCCGGUCCCUCUCCUCGCCGCUGGACACUGGGCAGCCGCGCCUCAGCCUGCCCCCCUCCUCCUCCUUCUCCUCCUGCUCCUUCGCCAAACCCCCCAUGACCCCCGCCUCCGCCCCCAUCGCUACCUCACGACUGGUCCCCGGUCUUGCUGAAGGCAUGCUGGAGAAACUCGACCUCGAGGAUGACGUUGUUGAAGAAUCUGAGAGUGAUAUUUACACACGCUUUAUGAAAUCCCACAAGUGCUACGACAUUGUUCCCACAAGUUCCAAACUGGUUGUUUUUGACACUACGUUACAAGUGAAGAAGGCGUUCUUUGCUCUGGUGGCCAAUGGCGUGAGGGCGGCCCCUCUGUGGGAGACCAAGAAGCAAAGCUUUGUGGGAAUGCUAACCAUCACAGACUUCAUCAACAUACUACACAGAUACUACAAGUCGCCCAUGGUACAAAUCUACGAGCUAGAGGAACAUAAGAUAGAGACAUGGAGAGAGCUCUAUCUACAAGAAACAUUUAAGCCUUUAGUGAACAUAUCACCAGAUGCAAGCAUAUUCGAUGCUGUGUAUUCGCUGAUCAAAAACAAGAUCCACCGGCUGCCCGUGAUCGACCCGGUCAGCGGGAACGCACUUUACAUCCUCACCCACAAGAGGAUCCUCAAGUUCCUCCAGCUCUUUGUGUGUGAGAUGCCAAAGCCGGCCUUCAUGAAGCAGACGCUGGGGGAGCUGGGCAUCGGCACCUACAGCCACAUCGCCUUCAUCCACCCCGACACGCCCGUCAUCAAAGCCCUCAGCCUCUUCGUGGAGCGCCGCGUCUCCGCCCUGCCCGUCGUCGACGAGUCCGGAAAAGUGGUUGAUAUUUAUUCCAAGUUUGAUGUCAUAAACCUUGCUGCUGAGAAGACGUAUAAUAACCUGGACAUCAGUGUGACCCAGGCUCUGCGCCACCGCUCCCAGUACUUUGAGGGGGUGAUGAAGUGCAACCUGAUGGAGACACUGGAGACCAUUGUGGACCGGAUAGUCAAAGCUGAGGUGCACAGGCUGGUGGUGGUGGAUGAGAACGCGAGUAUCGCGGGCAUCGUGUCCCUGUCGGACAUUCUGCAGGCCCUGGUUUUGACCCCUGCAGGACUGGAGAAGCGCAAGGAGAGCGUGGCGGAGUGAGGAUUCGGACGCUGCCACCUGUUGAGUUGCACCAGCUGCCGGAGCUGAAGUGGGCACAGCCCUCCCCUACCACCAGGGUGGCACCGUUGGGCGCGGGCAAGGG